Molecule: messenger RNA, 994 nt
Organism: Dinoponera quadriceps
Lineage: Eukaryota; Metazoa; Arthropoda; Insecta; Hymenoptera; Formicidae
Product: transmembrane protein 138
Exons: 4
Coding region: 113-601 (162 amino acids)
Cellular component (GO): cilium
Source: RefSeq, a predicted model, not a curated record
AGUAUUGUCAUAGCAACCAAUUGUGUACCUCCAUUUCGAGCGAUACAACGAAAUUCUCACAAAUGCAUAGUAAUUAAUUUUCAUAUUUUACGAAAGCUUUUGCAGGUGGUAAAUGAAUACUCUAAAUACAAAGCAGUAUACGGCGAUCGUGAUAUUGCAGUACGCUAUAUUACUUUUCGAUAUUUCUGUCAAUUCGUUCGCAAGCUUCUCCAGGCAGCAUCCGGCGGAUUUACUGGUGCUUUACGUAAUUCAAGAUUUUUGUCUUAUUGCGAAUCUGACGCUACUCUUGGUCAAUUUCUUCUCUACUUAUAUUUUCCAGGCAGGAUUGAUACAACUGCUGUAUACGAGAUUCCGUAUAACAUUGAUACUAUGUAUUGUAUACAUGAUACUGUCCAUUAGUUUACACACAUGGCACAUUACCAUACAUUGGUCAGCGCCAUUAAAGCAUUAUUGGACGAGAGGGUUUCAUACUCUUUAUUCCAUGCAUAGAACAGUUGCAGUACUGUAUUAUUACUUUUACAAGAGGGCUUCCUUGAGAAUCGGUGACCCAAGAUUUUACAGAGGUUCCGCUUGGUUGCAAAAGCAGCUUAGUAUUUCAUGAAUAAUUACACGUGAAUAAAAUUGAGCAGCAUAUAUGAAGGAUGCAAUUGUAUAUAAUUUGAAUAUUUAAGCUAUUUAUAUAUUGCACUUAUAUUUAUACAAAUAUACAUUAAACUUACACAGCAUGGUAAUAAUGAGAUUCGUGUAACUUAUAAAUUUAUAUAUGAAAAUAGAUCGAUUUCUAAAUUUGGAUAAUCAAAUAUUUUAUACUUGGAAUCCCAUGGUGCACAUACACAUACGCACAUAAAAAUAUUAAUAGUAAAUUGACCAACCAUAGUCGAUUGUUCUUAGAUUAUUUUUUAGAGGAAUAAUUGACUGUAAUGUUGGUUAAUUAAUUUGCUGCUUACAUUUUUGUGUGCCAUGGGUCUCAUAAUAUUUACACAUAUACAUACGU